UUAGAGAUCCGUCCGCGCGCCCCCGUUCCCAUGUAGAUGCCGUUGACAACAGUUAGCACCUAGCUGCUAAUAAAAAGUUACAGACCGACAAACAGGGCGAUUAUUUCUAGAAAGCAGGGUCAUCUCGCCAUUGAAGUUUUACAUUAUUGAAUGUCGUUCCGUAUUAAAUUCUACCAGUCAUCAGGCUACGCAUUAAAGCAGGUGCUGAGUUUUCCUUGAUUGUUACGGGUUAGCCUAGCUAGCCUCUUUAGCUUCUGUAGCUAGCUGGAUAUCAGGUGAACUGAAGUUUCAUUGUUACCAGACUAAACUGAAAUCAAAGUUUGGUUAAAGGGAAGUCUGACAUAAACUCAAGAUGCAGGAGCUACUGGCCAACGUGGAUCACAUAAAGUUUGAUCUGGAGUUGGCGGUGGAGCAGCAGCUCGGGGCUCAACCGCUACCUUUCCCCGGCAUGGACAAGUCUGGAUCAGCGGUGUGCGAAUUCUUCAUGAGAGCUGCCUGCAUUAAAGGUGGAAUGUGUCCAUUCAGACACAUCAGCGGAGAGAAGACGGUGGUGUGUAAACACUGGCUCAGAGGACUCUGUAAGAAAGGAGACCAGUGCGAGUUCCUCCAUGAAUACGACAUGACCAAGAUGCCUGAGUGCUACUUCUACUCCAAGUUUGGUGAAUGCAGUAACAAGGAGUGCCCAUUCCUGCACAUCGACCCUGAGUCAAAGAUUAAAGACUGCCCUUGGUACGACCGUGGAUUCUGUAAACAUGGUCCUGACUGCAGACAUCGGCACACCAGGAGAGUGAUUUGUGUCAACUACCUGGUCGGUUUCUGUCCAGAAGGGAAAUCCUGUAAAUUUAUGCAUCCUCGGUUUGAGCUGCCGAUGGGAGCGUCUGAACAGCCUCCUCUGCCUCAGCAAACACAGAACCAGACAAAGCCUGUGCCAACAAUCGGGCGCUCGUCCCUCUCGCUCAUCCAGCUCACCAGCUCCAGUCCUGGUCAGCGACCUCAGAACAACACACCUAUGGGAAUGGGCCAGCAGAACAACAUGAUGGGUAAUAGAGGGCCACGCCCACUCGACCAGGUCACCUGCUACAAGUGUGGUGAAAAAGGACAUUAUGCCAAUAAAUGCACCAAAGGUCACCUCGCUUUCCUCAGUGGACAGUAACCCGCAUCGCCUCUGCUCUUCCUUGAGGUGAGAAGGGAGAGAAGGACUUGAGGGGCAAGGUUGUCCCUUGGCAGACUGAUGGUUUAACGUAAAGAAGAAGAAACGGAGACUGUGCCUGUUCAGUGACUUUUUACUGAGAGAGAUCAAAGACAGAGCAGCUCUGUGACACGAUGGAGCUUCAUUCAAGUGAUUCUCCUCAACUCUGGUCAUGUGACUAUCAGUGACAUCACUGCAGUGUCUACCUGUUCCACAGUGUAAAUGUGCUGUCAGUGAGAAUGUAAAUAAAUGUUUAUACUAA
Cheilinus undulatus (humphead wrasse) is the source of this 1451-nucleotide messenger RNA. RefSeq names its product cleavage and polyadenylation specific factor 4 (gene cpsf4). The transcript has 8 exons. Lineage: Eukaryota; Metazoa; Chordata; Actinopteri; Labriformes; Labridae. The coding region runs from base 353 to 1153 and encodes 266 amino acids. The record is from RefSeq and is a predicted model, not a curated record. Gene Ontology annotation, molecular function: zinc ion binding; RNA binding.